AUGGAAACAAAUCACGACCAUGAGCUUCCACUCUUACAAGGACAGGCCAAUGGUGCAUCCAACAAUACCAAUGCUACCAACACCAACAAUAGUGUUGGCGAGGAUGAUUUGAUUGAGUCUGAGCUUGGGUCUGAGAUUGACCAUGUCAUAGGAGCAGUUGUUGACUCCGAAGAAAAGAAGAAAGAGAAGCAACGUGAGCACACAAAACAGCAUGACAGAAAGCGGAAAAAAGAAAACAUAACAGCAUCUACAGGUCUAUGCAUUUUGAUUCUAAUCCCUACCAAGAGCACCAAGCCUAUGACGAUAGACCCUUCUACGCAUUACGGACGCUUGUUCAACCAGGAAUAUCACGACAAUAUUGAUUUCCAAAAUAACUUCUUUCCAACGGUUAUUGGUUGUUUGGACAAGAUUCCCCUUAUCAAUGUAGACAAUAUCACUCAACUUCCUGGAAACAACGAUGUUCCGAGCUAUGUGUUUUCAAGUGGUCUCUACUUGGUUCUGGGAGCUGUAUUGAUAAAACGCCUUGGAGCAAAGCGUGUUGCUUUUUCAUUCUAUACGGUAUAUCAUGGUCUUGCCGAUCGAAUCAACAGUGUGUUUUCAUCAUUGCGAACCAAUGAUCAUGUUAAAUUUUUUCCAUCAUUGGAGUGACAAGAAUUAAUCAACAACCGAAGAAAAUGCGAUAAUCUCUUGUCAAGUUUCAGACUUCCACGAUAUUAUUUCACAUUUCAAGUUCAAGCAACUACUGACUCGUGGAGAAACUGGUUUAUCACAAUCCGCAAUGGGACCAGCAUGGUGUUUGCAACCACGUUGCAGCUUAGGAAGGUACCAUUGAUUAUGCUGGGAAGACCAAUAGACAUUGAAAUAGAAAGGACAUUUCUCGUCGUCGCCUUUGAUGGG
Messenger RNA from Seminavis robusta, 897 nucleotides. NCBI's taxonomy places the organism in Eukaryota, Bacillariophyta, Bacillariophyceae, Naviculales, Naviculaceae. The record is from the annotation of a GenBank genome assembly.